This is a messenger RNA of Acanthochromis polyacanthus (spiny chromis), 4338 nucleotides long. It is a transcript of the gene batf2, whose product is annotated as basic leucine zipper ATF-like transcription factor 2. Gene Ontology annotation, molecular function: RNA polymerase II cis-regulatory region sequence-specific DNA binding; DNA-binding transcription factor activity, RNA polymerase II-specific. Bases 1459 to 2580 code for a protein of 373 amino acids. NCBI's taxonomy places the organism in Eukaryota, Metazoa, Chordata, Actinopteri, Pomacentridae. Gene Ontology annotation, biological process: regulation of transcription by RNA polymerase II. The record is from RefSeq and is a predicted model, not a curated record. Gene Ontology annotation, cellular component: nucleus. The transcript has 3 exons.
CAAAUUCCAGAUCAUAUGUAGAAAAAUUUAAAAAAAUAUUUAUUCACACCUUAAUUGUAUAAAACCAGGCCAAAACUUUAAAUAAAGACUAUUUUUAUAAAAUGAUACAUUUUUAUUACAAUUUUGUAUUCUUUUUACUGCUAAAUAAUUUUAAGAUUUAUAACUUUUUAAAUAUUUCAUAUUAUUUAAAAGAAAAACUAUGUAUUUUAAGCAUUGGAAAUAAUCUGAAUAUUUUUUUAACUGGUUUUGUGAAUUUACAGAUAAUAUCUAGUCGAAUCGGCAAAAAAAAUUCAUUUAUGUGUUAAUUGAAAAAAAUGUACAUAUUGCCCACGUUAAAAAAAGGUAUGCUUACGGGUAGUAGGUAGGGUAGUACACUGUUUCAAUGUAUUUGAAAUAUUUUUUAAAAUGACAAUUUUACAGAUAUUCGUGAGUAUUUUGACAGUUUUUAAAAAGGUUUUGAACAGUACACUACUACCAUUUUCACCAUUUUUUCUGGUCCCCAUGCUGCCACAUGUUCACCCUUUUUAUUCUCCCUCUCCUUUACUUAUGUAUUUUUUACAGUGUCAUCAGUUGUCUUUUAAAGUCAAGUUAGUAGUUUCUUUUUCAUUCUAUCCAUAUGAAGCUAUAUAUAAUUUCCACUGACUAAUCCUGGUAACCACACAGACUGGAUGUCCUUGUAAAAUCAUGACUUCAUACAAAUUUCCUCUUCAACUGAGAAGACAUGAAGCUGAAUGAAUGGGACUUUGCGUGCCUAAAGUUGCAUCAUUUGUUGCUGAGAACUGCUAGAAGCUGUUGGCUAAUGCUUUAGGACUUCUGUCAUUAAUUUCCUGGCAAAAAAGGGCGCUUCAGAAAUUCCCUGCACGUGUAAGAAGCGGUUUUCCUAAUAUGGUCAUCCGUUCCAGAGCGUUUUGAAUGAGGGGCUGACCUCCCCAUCGCUUGAGUGGUGAUGCGUCAAAGUGCAAUUGUAAAAUCGGUUGACAUUUAGCACUGUAAGACAUUUCCACGUUUUAAAGCAGUUUUAAUGCGACUGAAAGCCUGUUGAAUACUUGUGCGGCGUUGUAAGAAACUGUAAGGCGCUAAAAUGGCGUUAAGACGGUCAGUUUGUCGUCGCUGGAGCCGUUUGGAAACGCGUGCUGAGUGAAACUAGCGUACUGCACGUGAAGGCAACGCAGCCGUUCCCAGCUGCCUGACAGUAGGCCAGUUUAAAAUAAAGAGAAACCGAAAGAAAUUUGCUGGAUGUUGCAUCACGAUCCGUCUCAGGCCAAAAAAAAUAAAAACUCCUGCUUCUGGUAAAACCUCCAGACCUACCGGCUGCACACCCACAACAUCCAAGAGUCACCAAGCAACCACACUAGCUUUCAGCAGCAACACACUUUUAUUCUCCUCCAGUUCGAUCCGAGCUGCAGACGGUUUGCGCGCCGGUUGAACUAUUUAAAUGAAGACCUCCGGGCUGCACCGAUGAUCGAUGACCGCCGAGUAGGAGGGAGUGGAGAGCCAGACAUGUCCCCGUUAUUCAUGGACACCGGCUGCGAGGCCAACAGCCCCGGAUCUCCGUCAGCAGAGGAGUGUCACAGCACCACCCCUGUAUCGGAGGAGCGAGAUUCGGAGAGGCAACAGGUGGGAAGCAGAGGGUCCAAAAGACGAGACAAGAACAGAGAUGCAGCGAGAAAGAGCCGCAAGAAACAAACCGAGAGAGCCGAUGAGCUGCAUGAGGAGCUCCAGCAGCUGGAGCGGUCCAACGCUGCUCUUCAUAAAGAGAUCGCCGCUUUGAGGAAACAGCUCCACGAGUAUGAGACUUCUCUGAAGCGUCAUGAACCUCACUGCCGCCUCGGUGCCUCCUCAGCAGACCGUCGGAGCAGCUCCAGCCCUCCAAAGGUCCCUGCAAAGGUUUCAAACUCCACUUUAGCUGCUGCUUCUUCACUUUCUACCUCUUUAACCUCCAGUCUGGGUCUUCAAACCCUCCCAUCGACUACAACCUUAGCCUCAUCUGCCAGCACAUCAGCUGAACCGAUGACUGUUCCUUACUCGGCCUCCUUCCUCACACAUACGGCUCCUCACUCUUUGUUUAGCGACGCUGCUCAAAUCACCUCGAGUCCGACAAAUGUUGUCCCCGGCCUUUUGGCAAACUCUCCUGCCCCAAACAUCUGUGAAGCCUCUGCAUUUUUAACGAAACAAACUCCAUUUCCAACUGCUUCACCUAGCGUGGUGCCUCCCUACCCCUGUCAGCAGGGAAAUGCAGGCCGGGCCGUGAACUUGCCCCAGCUUCAUCCAUGUCAGUUCAGUCCAAACAGAUCAAGUCCUCCUGCCCCUGCCGCUCAGUCUCUCUCGGUUCCACCUCAGGCCAGUUUACAGCCCUCUCCAGCACUUCCUUUCGGCCUGAAUCCGAGUUAUACUUCACCUUCUCCUACGUCCCUGCUGUCUCUCCUCACUGUCCCCAGUCCUCUGAAUGUUCUUCAAACUAAAUCCAGCACUGGAGACGGAGCUCUUUCCCAGCCUCCGCCGCCUGAUCUCGGCCCCGAUCUUUCUGAGCUCCUGGAAAACAACGAUUGGAUCCUAAGUGGGCCUCCUCGCACUACAUAAUAGCCUUAUACGUUGUGAGCAGCUUAACUGAACUAUGGACACUGCUUCGAGCUUGCAAAUCAGAUUCUGAUGAGUUAUAUUGUCUUUUUACAGUAUUUAUGACAGGAUUUUAGCACAAAUAUAAGGGCUGUGGCUCUUAUUCGGCUUUCUGCUUCUUAAAUUGAUUCAAAAACACUCUAUUUCAUGUAAAAGUAGAACACUCUGUCCAUUUCUUUAACUACGAAUCUCCAUAAAUGUGAACCGACAAAAAGUUUUUUUUCCCGAAUGUAUCAAAAAUCAGUCCUAAAUCAGCAGCAGAGAUGCUGCAAAUCUGACUCAACAUGUAAAACUCUGACUUGCUCUUUUAGACGGGGUGGAGUACCCACUUCCUCGCAGCUUCAUGGAAAUGUCAUUAGGAGAAAUUUCCAUCUGUGCUGCGGUGUUAAAGACACGACGGUGCCAGAGUUAAUCACACAUCCUGGAACUGCUGCAUAUAUGCUUCAACUUCAGGAAACUUUACUCUUCUUCUCUCUUUUUUUUUUAAACCUCAUUUAAAAUAAAUAGUAAUCAAAUGCAGACUCUCUCCUCACAAAUUCUGCUGCUGCUGAUAAUUUAUUUAUAGCUUGCAAAUAUUUCAACCCCACAAAAGAAAUGCAAAAAUGAGUCAAUUUACUAAUUUAGCUGUUUAAAUUAUUAUUACAGAGCCUCUUCUUUUUAAAUUCUUUCUGAUCCAUAGUGAAAGUGUUGUGAUGUUGAAUCACGUACUACAAUGUCACGGUGUAGCUAACUUAGCCUGUAAUGCGUUUAGUACAAACCAUAUGCAGUGGUUGUGUGUAUGCACUGAAUAAUAAAUGCGUAAUGUAGAGCGAAACAGAUGGAUCGGGGGGAAUUCAAAAAAUAAAUAUUUCAACGGAGCUCAAACUUCCCUCCACGACCGUUCGAGGCUCUGUAAAUUAUUUAUUUUCCGACAUUUCAGAUAAUAAAGUAAAAAAAUAACUCUUCAAAUAAUACAGUUGCUUUAUUUAUAGCCUCAAAAUGCCAUAUUUUGUUUGUAAUGUGGGUCACUAAGCAGACAAGCAUCACGUUUCUGGUAUUGUGUGGUAACUUCAUUCCUCCAAAGUAUGAAAUAUAAAUAUUAAAUAAGUAUAUAAAUAUUACAGCUUUGAUUGAAACCAGACUGUAAAUAGGUGGAUUCGUGCAUUUGUGGUUAAAUUUCAGUAAUGGUGUGUUUCAUUAGUCUCCUCUCCUAACCGAAGCUGUUUUUUUUUUUUUCAUGCUGCCUGAGAGGAAGCAAACGUCAGAAAGCAGCAGGUGAUGAGGUUGUCAGGGGUAGCUUCAUUAAGGCUGAUGACGGUGACAGCUAGGAGCUCACCAACAGCCCUCACUCAUGGGAGUCUACACCUAUGAUUUAAAAAAAAAAACUAAUUAGGGAAUCUCUUAUUGAGCAUAUGUCAAGUGAGCUACUUUUUUCUUCCCUUUGGCUUCAUGUAACUGACUAUAGGAGGACAAAGAGGCUGCUUAAGUCUGCUGCUGCGAGGAAAUGAAUUAUUUUAUUUUUAAAGCUAGGAAAUGCAUCGUGGUCGUAUCAAAAUGACGAGUUUCAUUGUUCAGAUGAUGAUUGAUGCACAUUAUUUUGCUUUAUAUGUAUAGGAAUUUAUGAGACUCCUCUGAUUCAGUAUGAGGCCUUCAGUUGUGUUACUGUUUGUAUUUAACAUACAUUACAUGAUAUAUUUAUGCAACAGGAAAAGCUACCUACAAAUAAAAACAUUUUGCUAAACA